Molecule: messenger RNA, 2248 nt
Organism: Phymastichus coffea
Lineage: Eukaryota; Metazoa; Arthropoda; Insecta; Hymenoptera; Eulophidae
Gene: morgue
Exons: 5
Coding region: 65-1639 (524 amino acids)
Molecular function (GO): protein binding
Source: RefSeq, a predicted model, not a curated record
GAUGCGUACAAUGUGUGAUAUAUAUAUAUAUAUAUAUAGUAGUUAAAAGUAGCCUUCUGUCAACAUGGCUGGAGAUAAAAUUUGUUGUGCCAGUUACGUUGAAAAUGGUGAAAACAUGACGGAUAACGAGGAAUCCAAAGUUAAUUCUGAUCUAGAGGAAGAAGCCAAGGAUAACCCCGAGAUUGUUAUGUGUCCGGAGUUCGAAUUCUCCACACAUGCCUGCUAUAUUUGUAAUGGAUUUUAUGGACCAUGCUUUGGAGAACCAGUCUGUGCAACCUGUCAUGCGUUUUUGUUUCCUGAUGAUAUAGGUUUACUGCAAGCACCGCUAUUCAGUGAGAAAACUGAUGAUGAUGAUUCAGGAAAUGAUGAACCAGUUGAUUUGUAUUAUAAUGAUAGGAGAGCCAGUCGUGCAGAUAGAAAUUCUUCACAAGAUUCCACACCAAUAGUAUCCAGUCCUUCAGAUUCUCCAGAUCGGAACAGGCCAUUAUUUUUUCCAAAUUAUAAUCACAUAGGAGAUAUCAAUCGUGAUGAAGGAGCUCAUUUUGAUCCAAAUCAUGAAAAUCCACAAAGAAAUGUCAUUGACCCACGCCAAUUACAAUUGGACUUAGGGAAUCUUCAAAUUAAUCAAGAUGCAGAUGAUAACCAGCAGAACGAUGUUCUUGAGGAAGAUUUUCAAAGUCCUGAAGAAGAUUCUGUAGCUAAUGAAGAUCCUGAACCAGAAAAUCAUCAGUAUGCAGGUGCAAUGUAUCAACCAGUACAAAAUUAUGACAUGUUCCUAGAAAGAGGGGAACCAUCAAGACCAUGGAAUCUAUCAAAAAGAUUUGAUUUGUUGACCAAUUAUAGAAAUAAUGAGCACAAACCUAUUAAUGAAUUAGGUCUUGUUGACAGGUUACCACCAGAAGUUUUAUUAGCAGUAUUUUCUCACUUAGAUGAUGUAAGCCUAUGGUGUGCAGCUAAUGUAUGUAGAAGAUGGUACAAUUUAGUUAUCAAUCACACAACUCCAGAAUUGUGGCAAGCACAUUGCAAAUUAAGGUGGCCAUUGUAUGAACCAAUUAGUGAUACUGUAAGAGAUUGGUAUAAAAUCUAUGAUAAACUUGCAUCAUCUGUCCCUUGUAAAACAUGUCUAUUUCAAACUUCAUUGCACUACUUAAGGCCUCCAAGGAUAGAAGAAAAUUCUUGGAGACGAAAUAGAUUGAGGAUAGAGUUGAAAGGUUUAAGAUGUGAUCCACCUGAAGGUAUUGCUGCAACACCUUUAGAUCAGAUGUGUUGUCAUUGGCAAGCCACUAUUACAGGCCCAUCUGGCAGUCCAUACGAAGGAGGAAUAUUUUAUUUAUACCUGCAAGUACCUUACAGUUAUCCAAUGCGACCUCCAGUAGUCAGAUUUUUAACAAAGAUACUACAUCCGAAUGUAUCUAGACAUGGAGAUGUUGGAAUCGACUCUAUACACCACAAUUGGUCACUAGCAUUAACAAUCUCAAAAGUUUUAAUUAGCGUUCAAAGUCUGUUAACUGACCCAUAUUGCCAGGUUUGUAUGGAAUCAGAGUUAGGUGAUAUGUAUAUGAAUGACAGGACGAGGUUCGAAGAGAUAGCACGAGCGUGGACUUUGAAAUAUGCUAUGCAUAAUCUUAUUGAGACAUAGCUUUAAAUUGAUAAAAGUUAUUCGAAAAAUGUGAUGCGUACGAAAGGUUCCUAGCGAAUAGUGCUAAUCGUACAGCUUGUUAAAGUGAGUUGGUUACUAAUCAGAGAGAAUAUUUUGAAGCGAAAUUUGAUUUAAAAAAUAAUGCUAUAUAUCUGACAUGAUAAAAGAUGUAGAGUAAUAUAUAUUGUCUACAAAUAAUUUUUUUAGCUACAAAAAGAGAGACAAGCAAUUCAUAUUUUCCCAUCUAUAGUAUGUACGUAGAAAAGGUAUGAAUGUUUUGAGAUAAUAAAUACAUCAUAUCGUUAUCCGAGUUUAUUAAGCGUAAAGAAACACCGUGAAGUUUAUAUCUACUUCAAAUUCAUACACCAUAGAUAUUUCAUAUACCUUCAUGUUCAUUGUUUUUUAGGCAUAUCAAUCGCCUAUUUAUGUUUUAUUUUCAUUUGAUUUUGACCGUAGUUUCUAUUUAUAUGUAAAUAGAUGCUCUCAGAUGAAUUGUUAUUACAAAAGAAGAAAUUGUCUUUUAUAUUUCAGAAAACUAUUUUAUAUGUAAAUUUUAAUUCUUUCAUCUUCUCCGAGAUUUCCUUGUAUUUUCUUAAAAGUAUUUUAUAA